This is a messenger RNA of Maudiozyma saulgeensis, 1116 nucleotides long. NCBI's taxonomy places the organism in Eukaryota, Fungi, Ascomycota, Saccharomycetes, Saccharomycetales, Saccharomycetaceae. The record is from the annotation of a GenBank genome assembly.
AUGAGUUGUCGUGGGAUAACUAGUAAAAUAUUAACUCAAAAGAAGAAAAUCCAUAAAUUGAUCGUCUUUAAUUUAUUAGAGUCGUGUCAAUGUGGUAUCUGUCAUGAAUUCCUCAGUGAACCAAUGAUGAUCUCAUGUGGUCAUAAUUAUUGUUACAAAUGUUUAAAGAACUGGUUUACAAGUAAUGCUACUAGAGAACUAAAUUGUCCAAGUUGUAGAGAACCUGUUGUCAAUGAACCAUGCUUGAACCUCAUGAUCGAACAGACAUUGACAUCGUUGUUCGACAUUCUGAAAGCAAGAAAGAAGAAGAUUUUCAAAGAAGAGAAGGAAAGAAAAGAAUUUGAAGAACUGCUAAGAGAAAGGUUCGACGAUACCUAUUAUUAUAAGAAUGAUAAAGAACAGGGCACAUUAUAUGACAAUGUAUUUAAGAACAGUGCAUUGGCUAUUGCUGAUGUUGAUGAUGAUGGUAUACCGCGAUGUAGUAACUGUCAUUGGGAAUUAGAACCAGAAGAUAUGGAAGAUGAAAAUGUAUGUCCUCAUUGCCACUCAAGAAUAAGGAAUAAUGCAAGUGCCGUAGGAACAAAUAGGUCGAUUAGUUUGAAUAGCAGACCUACAAUGAAUGCUGCUAGAGAUGAUUAUAGUGAAAAUGAAUAUGAGGAAAUAGUGAAUGAUAUUCGUAAUUUUAAUCCGUCUGAUGUAGAAAGUAGUGGGGAAGAAGAUUUUUCUGAUUCUGUAGGUUAUGAUCAUGAGGAUGGUGGAGCUCGUAAUAAUGAUAGUAACGAAGAACAUGAUUCUGAAUUGGACUCCUUCAUUGCAGAUGACGAUGACGAUGAAGAAGACAGAAAUAUUAGCCAAUUGAGUGAUGGUGAAAGAAGCCGAAAUAUAGCUGUUCUGCCGUCUGAUGAAGACCGGGAUAGUGAUUAUUAUGAAAAUAAUGAUUCUGAUGGUUUUGUUAGUGGUGAUAGUCUUGCAGAUUCAAGUAAUUCUGGUAUUUAUGAUGGUUCUAAGAGAACUGCUAUUGACGUGAGUGACGAAGAAGACGAAGACGAAGAAGAGUUAGGCAACAGUGCAAAGAGACAAAGAAAAGUUCAUAUGGUUCUAAGUGAUGACGACUAA